Molecule: messenger RNA, 4052 nt
Organism: Nelumbo nucifera (sacred lotus)
Lineage: Eukaryota; Viridiplantae; Streptophyta; Magnoliopsida; Proteales; Nelumbonaceae
Gene: PCFS4
Product: PCF11P-similar protein 4
Biological process (GO): mRNA 3'-end processing; termination of RNA polymerase II transcription
Cellular component (GO): mRNA cleavage factor complex; cytoplasm
Molecular function (GO): mRNA binding; RNA polymerase II complex binding
Source: RefSeq, a predicted model, not a curated record
AUCGCGCGAGAAGAUACCAUUCUGAGAGGAAAUCGAUUUCUGGGCAAAGGCAAACCCCAGACCCAGAGAGUAGCAGCAGAAUCAACAGUUUCUCUCUCUCUCCCUCUGCAUCUCUUGAAUCUCUUGCCUCUUUAAUGGCGACUGUAGCCUCAACGCGAAUUCGCGGUUUACCCUUUUAUGAAGACGCAAACCCUAAGAACUGAAACACCCAAACAAUUACGGCCAUGGAGGAAGAGAGGUUCGUCUCUGCCAGAGAAAGCCCUCGGAAUUUAGGGUUUCUGUCAGAGCGUGGCUCCAGCACCAGUGGCGGCAGCAUCAACAGCAGCAAGGCCGUGCCCAAUGACCUCGCUCAAAAGCCUCCACCUCCAAUUCUCGAAAAAUUUAGGGCUCUGUUGAAGGAGAGAGAAGAGGAGAUGAGGGUCUCGGAUGACGACGACGUUCCGCCUCCGAGCACCGAAGAGAUUGUUCGACUUUAUGAAGUUGUUCUAUCGGAGCUCACUUUCAAUUCGAAGCCUAUUAUCACAGAGCUUACGAUUAUAGCCGGUGAGCAAAGGGAGCACGGCGAGGGAAUUGCUGAUGCAAUUUGUGCCCGUAUUAUUGAGGUUCCAGUUGAGCAAAAGCUGCCAUCUUUAUAUCUUCUGGACAGUAUUGUGAAGAAUAUUGGCCGUGAAUAUGCGAGGUAUUUUGCUUCCCGCCUCCCUGAGGUAUUCUGUGAAGCAUACAGGCAAGUUCAACCAAACCUAUAUCCAGCAAUGCGCCACCUCUUUGGGACAUGGUCAACAGUAUUUCCAACUAAAGUGCUUCGAAAGAUUGAGGUCGAACUGCAGUUUUCUCCAGCUUCAAACCAACAAUCAACUAGCUUGACAGCUCCAAGAUCAUCUGAAGAAUCUCCACCUCCUCGACCAAGUCAUGGUAUACAUGUCAAUCCAAAAUACUUGGAAAGACGUCAAAUUGAACAUUCAUCAUUUGCAAAUGACAUUCAACAAGGAAGAGGGAGUUCUUCAAGCCUACAGAUCUAUGGGAGAAAACCUGCAAGUGGAUAUGUUGAAUUUGAUUUGGAUCAUGAUGAGGGUAUUUCUCCUCAUUUUGGAGUGCAGGGGUUAGAUUCACAAGGAGCUGCAAUCCGUGCAUCCUCUGUUGGUGCUGCUGAGAGGCUGCUUCCUACAAAAGCUAGACUUGCAAGGUCUUCUUCUCCUGCGAGAAUUGGAGCUAGGUCCUUACCACCAACAAAUGAUGGAUUUGCUAUUAAUAAUUCUCCAAGAAGAGUUGUUGAAGGGGCCUCACCAUCACAUUCCGGUUCUGAAUAUGGACCUGGAAAAGCUACCGAUGGGGAUGGGGAGAAGAGUGAAUGGUGGUUUAAGUGUCAGCAGAUGGAAACUUCUGGUACAUACAAUCCCAGUAAUGGAUGUGACCAGCAAAGGCCAAGAGCGUUGAUUGAUGCUUAUGGAAAUUACAGAGGGAAAAACACACUUAAUGGGAAGCCUUUGAAGGUUGAACGGCUUGAUAUUAAUGGCAUAAACAGUAAGGAGGUUUCAAAAAGAUGGCAGAAUACCGAAGAAGAGGAGUAUGUUUGGGAAGAUAUGAGCCCAACACUGACAGACCGUAGUAGGGGUAACGAUCUCAUGCCAUUUAAUCCUCCUCUUGGCAGCUUAAGCAGAAGAACUGGUUUGGAGAGACCUAGUACUGCAAUAUUGGAAUCUGAUUUCAGGAGAGGCAAUUGGCCUAAUCAGGUUCAACUCUCUACGAUGGAUGAUGCAGCAUUUAUUUCUGGAGAUGGGGUUUCCAUCCUGGGUUCUGGCCAUGUAACUAUGGGCAACAACUCUCUUCGUUGUCCACAAACUCAAAAUGAGUCAAGUCAUGUUCAGAGUUCUCAUCAUUCUCAGGAACCACAGAAUUUUCCACACCAAUUCCCUCAGUCUUCACAAGAACAUCUUGACCUGAAAGCAAGGGGAAGAGCUGUUCAGAUGUCAUUUCCAGCAGCUGGAGUAGUUCCAUCAGCUAUCAAGAAAAUGCCUUCUCAGGUUGAUAAUUUUCUAGAUACUGAUGCACAAUUUCAGAGGUUCUCAGGUGUUGUGUCCAGAAUGGGAUCUUCAAAUCGUGAUACUAUGAAUGUGGAGGCUCUUUCUACCAUGAUGCCACCAGCAUCAGCAUUGCAGAAGCAUCGGGGACAAAGACCUUCCUUGGCUCCAUUGGUCUGGCCUCCUGUAAAUGUACCUAAAUCUCAUCCACCCCCUCCUCUCUCGGUUCUUCCUCAACAAAACCAGAUUAAGAGUCAGUCCAAUAUAAUGGACAUUAGCAGGAUCCCAAAUAAGUCUUUGACUUUGCCUGGGCAGCAUUUAGGUGUUAUUGAGAGGAACACUUUAACUCCUACUAAGCUGCUUCAGUUUCCUAAUCAACAGGCUGGAUUGAUUUCCUUGAAUCAGCGAAGCCAGGGACAGGCUUCUCAUUUACCCGCACAACCACUUAUGUCUCAAAAUGCUCAAGAAAAUUUUGUUCCAUCUGCUGUUGCUCAGAUGUCAACUCACAAAAUGGAACAACCCUUGAAUCAUGGACAUAUCCCACAAGGGCAUUUAUCUGUUACAAGUUCAAUUUUACCUAAUCCAAUACCUGGGCUAGCAUCAUCGUCUGUUACAAUUCAUGGUUUAUCAAAUACCCCCUUCCAUUUGCCAGGGCGGGCCUUGCCUCCUCUACCUCCAGGCCCCCCUCCUGUCUCGUCGCAGAUAGAACCUAUAUCUCAAAAUGUGGGCCCUAUUGCAACUCAUGCAUCUAGUGGGAGUGCAUUUUCAGGUCUAAUUAGUUCUCUCAUGGCUCAAGGUUUGAUCUCAUUGACAACACCUGCUUCAGUUCAGGACUCCAUAGGAGUUGAGUUCAAUCUGGAUCUCCUUAAGGUGCGGCAUGAGUCUGCAAUAAAGGCUCUGUAUGCUGAUCUUCCAAGACAGUGCACUACUUGUGGCUUACGCUUCAAGUGCCAAGAGGAACAUAGUAGUCACAUGGAUUGGCAUGUUACCAAGAAUCGGAUAUCCAAAAGCCGCAAGCAGAAGCCAUCUCGCAAGUGGUUUGUGAGUACUAAUGUGUGGCUCAGUGGUGCAGAAGCAUUGGGAGUUGAUGCAGUUCCUGGGUUUUUGCCCACUGAAGCUGUUGCUGAGAAGGAUGAUCAAGAAAUGGCUGUUCCUGCUGAUGAGAAUCAGAAUGUAUGUGCAUUAUGUGGAGAGCCCUUUGAUGAUUUUUACAGUGAUGAGACAGAGGAAUGGAUGUAUAAAGGGGCUGUAUACUUAAAUGCACCUGAUGGUCCACCAGCAGACAUGGACAGAUCCCAACUAGGUCCAAUUGUGCAUGCAAAGUGUAGAUCUGAGUCCACAGUAGUUCCUCCAGAAGAUUUUCAGCUAGAUGAAGGGGGGACUACUGAAGAAGGUAAUCAAAGGAAAAGGAUGCGGAGUUAGAUUGAAAUUACCGGCGUUGAUCUUGUGUAAAUUAUUUCGAGUUUCAGCAUAUGUUUAUGGUACACCAUUCUAAUUUUCACCUAGAGCCUGCGUACCAUGACAUCAUACUAUAAUCAUGUAUAUGUAAAGUUGGGCCCUGUAACAUCACAUUCUUGCAACGAAAUCUUACAAAGUUUUUCUCUGAGCAACUAUUUGUUCUGUUUUAUAUUUUGCUUGUUAUUUUGCAGUAAAGUUUCUUAGGGGUACUGAAUAAUGAGCUCUGCUUGCUGGCGGGGAUACAUUCGCCCAGAAAUUCUAUUGACAGGUCAUUUUAUUAUGUCAUCAUUAUAACUCUAUUUUCUGGAACAACUGCUGCAUGCGCUAAUUAUCUACAGGAGGGAUACCAGAUGUAUAAUUACCAUGACCGAGUCUCAACACCGCAUAAGUCAGAGGCUGGUGAUCAAAGAUAACAGGAUCAAUUCUUGACGUCAAACUACUCACUGGCAUCUCUAGGGUCUAAUUUUUUUUUUUUUAAUUUUCUUUAUCUUAUACUUUUUGGUCCUAUGGAUCACCCAUUUCUAUAUGAAAUACCCUGAUUAAUGGGGUAUGAAAUGGUAAACCUUCUUGAUUCAA